GACAACUCCAACUAUCGCAAUCUUCAGAAAAUCAACAUUGAACGUAAACACUCGAGACAGACCUAAACUGACAGGAGCUAUACAUCUUGUGUUCUGACCGGACAUUUCGAUUUUUCUUGACGAUUUUGAAUUGCCUUGCAUAAUGAAGUUUGUCAGAUUCCUGAUGAAGAACGCUGCUUUGGCCAACGUGCCAAAGCAUAUAGAUCAUUUCUCUAAAUUCUCACCAUCACCUUUGUCUAUGAAGCAAUUCUUGGAUUUCGGUUCUACAAAUGCCUGCGAGAAGACAUCCUUCGCCUUCCUCAGACAAGAACUCCCCGUCCGGUUGUCCAACAUCAUGAAAGAGCUCAACCUCUUGCCGGACCGGUUGUUGACUACACCAUCGGUGCAGCUGGUGCAACGCUGGUACAUACAAAGCCUUAUGGAGAUCUUGGACUUCCUCGACAAGAGCCCAGACGACCACAGUGUCUUGGAAUCGUUUGUUGAGUCCCUGGAGACCAUUAGGAACAGGCACAAUGAUGUGGUGCCCACUAUGGCGCAGGGCGUCAUCGAGUACAAAGACGCCUUCGGCCAGGACCCGGUCACGAGCCUGAACAUCCAGUACUUCCUGGACCGAUUCUACAUGAGCCGUAUCUCCAUCCGCAUGCUCAUCAACCAGCACACACUUGUUUUUGACGGGAACACCAACCCAGCCCACCCCAACACCAUCGGGUGCAUUGACUCCCUGUGUGAUGUCACUGAAGUGAUUCGAGAUGCGUUUGAGAGCGCCAAGAUGCUCUGUGAGCAGUACUACCUCGGGGCCCCUGAGCUGGAGCUAAGGGAGAUGAACUCCAACAAUGUCAGAGAUCCAAUCCAGAUCUCUUAUAUCCCCUCCCAUCUCUACCACAUGCUGUUUGAACUCUUCAAGAAUGCCAUGAGAGCUACAAUUGAGACCAAUGAAGUCAGCAACAACCUCCCACCCAUCAGAGUCAUGGUGGCCCUUGGCGGAGAGGAUCUGUCAAUCAAGGUGAUGGAUAGGGGUGGUGGUGUCCCCUUAAGAAAGAUUGAGACGCUCUUCAGCUACAUGUACUCCACAGCUCCCAGACCCGACUUCGGUGACAAUCAGCGGGCCCCACUGGCUGGUUUUGGAUAUGGGCUUCCCAUUUCACGCCUCUAUGCGCGUUACUUCCAAGGAGACCUGCAGUUAUACUCAAUGGAGGGUCAUGGUACCGACGCUGUCAUUCACAUGAAGGCAUUGUCCACAGAUUCAGUGGAGAGGCUUCCUGUGUUCAACAAGACAGCUCUGAAACACUACAAAGUCAACUUGGAGGCAGAUGACUGGUGUGUUCCCAGUAAAGAACCGCUGGACCUGGCCAUAUACAGAGUCGCCAAGUGAACUUUGACCUUUCAAUUACCUUAAGCCCUAAGGAGAGAGAAAAAGGGCCAAAUCUCAAUGGGACCUAAUGUUGAUGUGGUGGUGGGGGGAAAGACAUCACGACCAAUCCUGGAGAUCUAGAAGAGAGGAAGCUUCUGAUUGCACAGCUUUAAAACCCCUAGUGGUUUCCUGUUUCAGGAAGUGGGUAAACCCACUCACUUCCUGUCCCCACUAAUGUUGUGUUCCUAGGAAGGGGGGGUUCAGGGAGAGGGGACCGAACCAGUUGCCUUAGAAUGGCCAUCUUCCAAAGUGCAAGUGAUUGUCCAUCUCAAAUUAAACUGCUCCCUAAAUACGAGUAGUCUGAUCUGUAUGCUCCAUCCCACACCAAGGCCCUUAGCGGGAGCCUCCUGCCCCGCUUACAACACCUGGAUUUGGGGUUGACAGUGGAGGGGAGCAUGAACGUGAAGGAGCGGUGGCGGAGAAGGAGAAAAACCAAGGCGGAAGUGGGAGAUCUUGUCAUUCCGGUAGAACAUGGGAUCGACCAUUUCAGAGUUGAGAAGGUUUAGGUGAAGUACGUGGUCAUGACGGUAUUCACUGUGAAGAAUAGCCACUUCAUUUGAGUGUUGUUUCAGUGGAGGUCGCAUCAUUUCAAAUCCUUAUCAGAGUAUGGAGAACACACAAAAAGGGGGUGUUACUUAUCAGUUAUCAGUGUUGUAAAGCACGCUGACAGCCAGCGACUGGUUAGCCUUGUUGGCACCUCCCUUUGUUAGUCAGAUCAGCCAUGUCCGGUUAUAACCUGUUAUGAAGGUUGAAGUUGUAGCAACAUAACUACUCGACUGUAUCACAUAGUAUGUGAAACGUGUGUUAAGUUUCAUGAGUGCCUAUUGCCAAGUGGCCCACAUUUCAAACAUCAAACAUUCUAAUGUCCUUGAUAAGUGCCUAUGAAUGCAGACAGAACAGAUUGGGCACAAAUAUUAGCCAAUUGGACAUUGUUUUCCUGGUAUAAAAAUCCUUUAUUGUAUAUGGACCUACUUUUGUUUGGAUUGGUCAGUGAGAAAAAUGUAUACGCAACAUUGUUUCCAUUAGCUUGAACAAAAUGUCCAAAACGCGAGCAAGUGCAGAUGGCCGACUGUAGUUUGUAAUUGUGUUUGAUGGAAUUCCUUGCCUGUGUGAAUAGCUUGAGGUAGAAGGAAAAUGUGGAGAUGUAUUUCCUAAGAUGGACGACUGCACUAUAGAAGUUUGUUAAUGGUACCACCGUAGUGACAGUUUGUCCUGCUUUGCAAUAGCAUGAAAACUAUUGGUCCAGGUGUGUGUGCAUCCCUAAUUGUAGCUGACCCAGUCCACUGAUUAUCUUCUAAUCAAGCCAAAACACCAGUUUGGUUUGCAUUAUACUUGAAUUGAACAAAAUGUACAUUUCAAAUGUCUUAUUUUUAGGAAUAAAGUGAUUAUGUAAAAUAAAUUGUCAAAUAAUGAA
Messenger RNA from Oncorhynchus keta (chum salmon), 2825 nucleotides. RefSeq names its product pyruvate dehydrogenase (acetyl-transferring) kinase isozyme 2, mitochondrial-like. Bases 143 to 1372 code for a protein of 409 amino acids. Gene Ontology annotation, cellular component: mitochondrion. NCBI's taxonomy places the organism in Eukaryota, Metazoa, Chordata, Actinopteri, Salmoniformes, Salmonidae. The record is from RefSeq and is a predicted model, not a curated record. The transcript is spliced from 11 exons. Gene Ontology annotation, biological process: protein phosphorylation; regulation of glucose metabolic process. Gene Ontology annotation, molecular function: pyruvate dehydrogenase (acetyl-transferring) kinase activity.